This is a messenger RNA of Apaloderma vittatum (bar-tailed trogon), 1020 nucleotides long. RefSeq names its product G protein-coupled receptor 160 (gene GPR160). Lineage: Eukaryota; Metazoa; Chordata; Aves; Trogoniformes; Trogonidae. Gene Ontology annotation, cellular component: plasma membrane; signaling receptor complex. The record is from RefSeq and is a predicted model, not a curated record. The transcript has a single exon. Bases 1 to 1020 code for a protein of 339 amino acids.
AUGGCUGCCAUACUCGGUGAAAAUUGUUCUGGUCAGUACCACUAUAGCCAGGCCACCCAACCUCUGGAGAUGAGCUGCAUGUUGCUCCUGAUUAUGUUUGGGAAAGUGACCCUUGAUUUCUUCAUGUUACAAGUUAAGCAAAAAAAUGUGAAAGUCAGUUUUAUGGGAUACUUCUGUGUCUCGCUGGCGCUUCUUGAUUUUGCAUUGCUGAUGAGUAUAUUUUUCAUUUUCUGUUUUGAGGACUUUGCACUCUGGGGCGUGCGGUUUACAAAAUACCACAUCUGCCUGUUCACUCAGAUAAUUUCUCUUACAUACGGUGUUCUGCAUUACCCGGUCUAUCUCGUGGCCAGUCUGGAUUAUUACAUGACUAUAGCCCAAACCUCUCACUUUCCUAAAAGCGGUACAAGAUUACUUUAUGUAUUUGCUGUGGUUGUAAUAUGGAUUUCAGGGUUUUCUUGCAUUCUGAAAGUGCCUGCUGUCUUUGACGAGCUAGAAAUACAGAAUAAUUUUUCUCCUUAUCAGUGUCCUCUCUACACCAGCGUGCAGAGCUACUCGGUCUCGUGUGCCGUGGUGCUGCUCACAGGCGCAGCUCUGCUGGCGUGUCGGAGGGAAGUGAUAACCAUGCUGCUGUCCGUUAGGGUCGUUUCCUUUGCCAGUCAGCCUGUUCUGAUGUUCUCCGACGUGCCUUACAACAACGGCACUUGCUUUAAGCGGCAGCUCCUGACCAGACUCCUCAUCUGUUUUCUUGGCACUUGGGCACCUUUUGUUCUUCUUCAAAUCAUCGUUUCGUUUCUGGGCCCUCGGAUUCCAGCCUACAUGGAGAUGAACGUCCCAUGGCUGUACUUCAUCAACAGCUUUCUCAUCGCUGUAGCGUACUGGUGUCGAUGUCACGACGUUGAGGUGACAGAGGAGACGUGGUCGACGGAUCCGUUCGUCAGCUGGCAAUUCUGCUUUGUGCCAUUUAACAGUGAAAACACAGAGCCAGCUGAUAAACCGGGCACAGUAACUGUGAUCUGUUAA